Molecule: messenger RNA, 1810 nt
Organism: Malurus melanocephalus (red-backed fairy wren)
Lineage: Eukaryota; Metazoa; Chordata; Aves; Passeriformes; Maluridae
Gene: SERBP1
Product: SERPINE1 mRNA binding protein 1
Exons: 10
Coding region: 127-1455 (442 amino acids)
Cellular component (GO): cytoplasm; nucleus
Molecular function (GO): mRNA 3'-UTR binding
Source: RefSeq, a predicted model, not a curated record
GUGCCCGGAUGUGGCCGCGCCGGAAGAGAAGCGCGUCUCCUCAGGGCCCGCCAUCUUGUGCGGCAGCGAGCAGGGCGCGGGGGGCCCGGUAGCAUCCGCGCAGGAUCCCGCCGACGGGGGCCCAUCAUGCCCGGACACCUGCAGGAGGGCUUCGGGUGCGUCGUCACCAACCGCUUCGAUCAGCUCUUCGAUGACGAGUCCGACCCCUUCGAGGUGCUGCGCGCGGCGGAGAGCCGGAGGAAGGAGAGCGGCGGCGGCGGCGGCGGGAGCCAAGCGGGCGGCGGGGCUCGCGGCCCGGCGGGCGCCCAGAGCGGUUCCUCGGGUGGGGCCGGCGGCGCGGGCCAGGCGGGCGGCGGCGCGGGCAGCGCGGCCAAGCAGCUGCGCAGGGAGUCGCAGAAGGAGCGCAAGAACCCGCUGCCGCCCUUCGCCGGCGGAGACCGCCGGGAGGAUGGCGGGGGCCAGCCCGGAGCGCCGCUGCGGAAGGAGGGGAUAAGGAGGAUUGGCAGGAGGCCUGAUCAGCAGCAGCAGCAACAGCAGCAGGGCGAAGGCAAACCCAUCGACAGGAGACCCGAGCGACGACCUCCCCGCGAGCGCCGCUUCGACAAACCCGCCGAGGAGAAGGGCGAGGGAGGAGAGUUCUCUGUGGAUAAACCCAUCCUGGACCGACCCAUGCGUGGACGUGGAGGACUGGGCCGGGGCCGUGGCCGCGGGCGCGGGAUGGGCCGAGGAGAUGGGUUUGACUCUCGUGGCAAACGGGAAUUUGACAGACAUAGUGGCAGCGAUAGAUCUUCUGUUUCACAUUCACAUUUCAGCGGCCUAAAGCACGAGGACAAGCGCGGUGGCAGCGGAUCACACAACUGGGGAACCGUCAAAGAUGAGCUAACUGAAUUGGAUCAGUCAGCUGUAACUGAGGAAACGCCGGAGGGAGAGGAGCAUCCGCCUGCUGAUUCUGAAAAUAAAGAGAAUGAGGUUGAAGAGGUUAAGGAAGAAGGCCCUAAGGAAAUGACCCUGGAUGAGUGGAAAGCCAUUCAAAGUAAGGAUCGUGCAAAAGUCGAGUUCAACAUCCGCAAACCAAACGAGGGAGCUGAUGGGCAAUGGAAAAAAGGAUUUGUGCUCCACAAGUCAAAGAGUGAGGAGACAAAGGCGAUGACAGAAAUGCAGGGGAGUCUGCUGGAUUCAAAUGAGGCUCAUGCUGAGGACUCUGUAAUGGAUCACCACUUCCGCAAGCCUGCCAACGACAUCACAUCCCAGCUGGAGAUCAACUUUGGAGACCUGGGCCGCCCCGGGCGCGGYGGCAGAGGAGGCCGGGGAGGCCGAGGGCGUGGAGGCAGGGCCAGCCGUGGAGGCAGRACUGACAAGUUGGUCAAGGAGUUUGAUGUGAUCCACACGCCCAACCAGUCAAGUGCUUCUGCUCCUGACGUAGAUGACCCRGAGGCUUUCCCAGCUCUGUCCUAAACUGGAUGUCAUAAAGCCAACCCUGCCCUGGUCGGGCCUUCCUCUCCGAGGCUUGCAUGCUUAAGGAUCCUAAAACAACUAAGAAAUUGAAAAAAAAAAACAAAACAAAACAAAAAAAAAAGACUGUCAUUCAUACCAUUCACACCUAAAGACUGAAUUUUAUCUGUUUUGAAAAUGAACUUCUCUCGCUACACAGAAGCAACAAUAUGGUAGUCAAGUUUUGUAUUUAGAAAUGUAAUGGUAGCAGGGAUGUUUUCAUAAUUUUUUCAGAGAUUAUGCAUUCUUCAUGGAUACUUUUUUGUAUUGCUGCUUGAAAAUAUGCGUUUCCAAACUUGAAAUAUAGGUGUGAACAGUG